Messenger RNA from Aspergillus luchuensis, 441 nucleotides. RefSeq lists its product as uncharacterized. The record is from RefSeq and is a predicted model, not a curated record. Lineage: Eukaryota; Fungi; Ascomycota; Eurotiomycetes; Eurotiales; Aspergillaceae. The transcript has 2 exons. Bases 1 to 441 code for a protein of 146 amino acids.
AUGGGUUCCGCAACUAACUUUGCCAAAACCAUCAUCAUCCCCGCCGUGAUCUCCCUGACGCUCUACCUCUUGUUCUCCUUCGUGAUCAUCCCCUUCUUCCGUCGCUAUCAUCAACGAUACUCCCAGUACCUUCCGCUCCAUACUAUCUCCGCACAUACUACGACACUCCGGGAUCGUAUCGCGGAUGCUUUAAUGCGACGAUUCCUUCCGUCGGUCUGGCGACAAUCACAAUUCGACCAGCACGACAACAUCAGUAUAUACGAUGAAGAGGGAGAGAUCAUGGUAGGGAUGGACAUGGACCCUUCACGGCGAGAAGCGCUCGAGCGUCGACGGAGCACCGCCGGGGAUGCGGAGAGUCGCUUGAGUCGUGAACUUGAAGCGGGGUUCAUGGAUGAUAGUGAUGAUGACGAGGGACAUGCCCAUGCUCAGUCACGUCGCUGA